AAUUCGAUAUCCGCUUGAACUUGAACACUACCCUUCUUAAAAAUCCAAUCUUCCUCUGUGGAUUUUCUUGUUUCUGUGUUUCAGAAGAACCAGAAUAGCAAGAUGGCACGUAACGAGGAGAAAGCUCAAUCGACGCUCAAUCGAUUAAUCUCCAUGAAGGCCGAGGAAAAGAAGAAACCCAAGGAACGCCGCCGUACCUCGCCUCUGAGUGUCGCGACCUGCCGAGGCGGACAAAUCGCGCCAGCAGAUCAUGCGAGAGAUUGGCUGUAAAGUCGCCGAGAUCCUGAACGAAGGAUUGGGCGAGCACCGCUUGCGUGACCUCAACGAUGAGAUUAACAAGCUGAUUCGGGAGAAAUCGCAUUGGGAACGGCGUAUUGUGGAGCUCGGCGGCCCGAAUUAUGUUAAACAUGCUCCCAAGAUGACGGAUUUGGAGGGGAAUAUAAUUGACGUUGCCAACCCUACCGGACGAGGGCCUGGGUACCGGUAUUUUGGGGCGGCGAAGAAAUUGCCCGGUGUAAGAGAGUUGUUUGAGAAGCCACAGGAGCUGCGAAAGAGGAGAACUAGGUAUGAUAUAUAUAAGAGGAUUGAUGCUAGUUAUUAUGGGUACGGGGAUUAUGAGGAUGGGGUGUUGAAGAGGGUGGAGGGUUCAGCUGAGGCAGAAGAGGAGUGGAGGAGGGUUGAAGAGGUGAGGAGAGAGGCGCGGAAGUGGGCAAAGGAGGUGGUUACUGUUGGGGCAACGAAGGAGGUACUGUUCGAGGAGGAGAGGAAGGAGAGAGAAGAGAGGCAGAGGCAGUUUGUCGUCCAUGUUCCACUGCCAGAUGAGAAGGAGAUUGAGAGGAUGAUGGUGAAGAAGAAGAAGAAGAUGGAGCUCCUGAGUAAGAACGCAAGUGAAGGGCUGUUGGAACAGCAGAGUGAAGCCAAGGACAUGCUUAACAUUCAUCGGUAGAGUAUGUUAAUGGAAUUAAUCUUAGUGACUUUUUCUUUAUUUGAUUGGUUGGAUUGCUUUUACAUUCCAUGUCAAAUUGAGUUAGGAGAGUAGUGAUCUCAUUUUUAUCAAUGAAUAUAUGUUACAUAAAAUGGGGAAGAAUGUAAAUCUGAAAUUUUAUUUUAUUGCUGAUUAAUGUUGAAGACUAGAAUUCUUUUGUACAUUUGGGAUUAGAAUCUUCUGGAUUUAAGUUUUCCUGCUGCAUAAUAGCUUGAUCUUUCCCUAUUGUUUGUACUUAGUUGCAUGUGAUAGAUGCAUGGCUUUAUGUUUUUCACAUGCUUCAGGGUUGCAGUUGGAAACUCUAUGGCUACUCUUGCUUCAUGUGUUGGAAGCUGUAUCAGUACUAGAUUCUACCUAAACUAGUCCUGGUAUCCCAGGAUAGGAGAUUAAAUCUGGAAUACAUACAAAUACAGUUACAUCUACAUGACUGCUACUGAAAGUUGGGAAAAUGAGAUUUCCCAGAGCUGUUGAGAGGGACAACAAAGAACCAUAAAGAAAACAGGUUUUUGAUAGGGUGUUAAUGUUGACUUAAUUGGUGAUGGAUGUAGAUUUCUAGUGCACAUGAAUGAGAGUUCACGGGCAUAUUGAAGUUACAAGUUAAUCAUUGAUUUGAAAUUUGACAUCACAGGGAGCUCUCAUUUUUCAAUCUUGCCAUACAACAUUAUUUCUAGUAAAUGAAUAUCAGAUGCUUCAUGGAACUGAUGCAUUGUUGCUUAUAUAUACAAGCCCUUGAAUUUGUAAAUUGUUCACAUUGAAUUGAAUUGCUCUUAUGUUGUUCGUAUAAACUGUUAUAUUUUAC
Rubroshorea leprosula is the source of this 1784-nucleotide messenger RNA. NCBI's taxonomy places the organism in Eukaryota, Viridiplantae, Streptophyta, Magnoliopsida, Malvales, Dipterocarpaceae. The record is from the annotation of a GenBank genome assembly.